AUGGUUUUUCUUCGCACUUGGGCCGUCUUUCUUUCUGGUCUAUCACUGUUGGCGAUUUCCGCCUUCGCUGGCGAUGUUCGUACCACCACUCUUAGGAUUGCGAACAAAAAUAUUUCUGUGGAUGGAUUCCCCCGCUCAGCCGUCCUCGCCAAUGGCAAAUUUCCUGGCACAGCCAUCUCGAUCAAUAAGGGCGAUCGUAUGGUGGUUAAUGUGAUCAACGAGUUAACGGACCCCACCAUGUUCCGGAGCACCUCCAUUCAUUGGCAUGGACUGUUUAUGAAGGGUUCUUCUUAUGAUGAUGGGGCCGCCUUUGUUACUCAAUGUCCAAUUAUCCCGAAUAAUUCAUUCACAUAUGAUUUCAUUCCAACGUACUGUUUGAUUCCUCAGGUUCUUCAUCCAACUGACCACUUCGCAGGCAGGCACUUUUUGGUACCACUCCCAUCUCUCUAUGCAACAAUGCGAUGGCCUACGUGCACCGCUGAUCAGUUCGUGUCUUCUUCUAUGAUCCUAAUGAUCCAUACUGGGUAUUUCUUCUUUCAGUAUAGUGAUUCCAGUAUUGACUCUUGUCUUUUAUUAGCGGGAAUACGUGAGCCGUUGUCUAUGAUGCUCGAGUUUGAUUUGGAAAGACUCUCAACCAACAGGAUGUCGAUGAUUGUUGUCACAACCAUCAUCGCUCUGGCCGACUGGUUCCACCAGCCCACGCGUGGCACUGCAUUCCCACUAUAUACGACCAACCUGAUCAAUGGCAAAGGCCGUUUCACUGGCGGUCCUGCCGCUGAACUUGCCGUCAUUAAUGUACAAAAGGGCCUACGUUACCGAUUCCGCUUGAUCUCCAUGUCGUGUGGACCCAAUUUUGUUUUCAGCAUCGACGAACACUCCAUGACAAUCAUUGAGGCUGACGGUGUUUUAACGCAGCCGCUCAUUGUCGACUCCAUCCAAAUUUACACCGGUCAACGCUACUCUUUCAUCCUAGAUGCCAACCAACCAGAAGUCAACUACUGGGUCCGCUCACUCCCCAACAUUGGCGACACGACUUUCGACAACGGCGUCAAUUCUGCCGUAUUGCAUUACUCCCGCGCCGAUAGCAGUGAACCAAAGACCAAGCAAACACCCAGCAUUCGUCCACUAAACGAGGCUGAUCUUCGACCACUAGUGCCAACAGUAGUUCCCGGAAGGCCCUUCGUCGGCGGUGCGGACGUCAAUAUCAAUCUGAACAUCGGCCUUGACUUCAACACGCUGAGAUUCUCGCUCAACGGCGUUUCAUUCACGCCCCCAACAGCUCCUGCAUUGUUGCAAAUCCUCAGCGGAGCUCAUCUGGCAUCUGACCUUUUGCCAGCCGGUAGCUACUUUGCCCUCCCGCCCAACAAGGUCAUCGAGGUUAGCAUUCCGGGAGGCGCUGACCCCGCAGGUCCCCAUCCGUUCCAUCUUCAUGGCCACAACUUCUUUGUUGUCCGAAGCACGAACAUGAGCGAUUACAACUUUAUCGAUCCCAUAGUGCGAGACGUCGUCAAUACUGGCUUCCCCGGAGAUAACGUCACCUUCCGGUUCGUUACCGAUAAUGCAGGCCCGUGGUUUUUGCAUUGCCACAUUGACCUCCAUAUGGACAUCGGUCUUGCUGUCGUCUUCGCGGAGGACAUCCCCACCAUUUCCAAGCAAGAUACUCCUGCGGCGUGGAAGAACCUUUGCCCGGCUUACAAUGCUUUGAAUCCCAGCCAACUCUGA
Mycena indigotica is the source of this 1722-nucleotide messenger RNA. Its product is annotated as putative laccase 3 peptidase. NCBI's taxonomy places the organism in Eukaryota, Fungi, Basidiomycota, Agaricomycetes, Agaricales, Mycenaceae. Gene Ontology annotation, molecular function: oxidoreductase activity; copper ion binding. The record is from RefSeq and is a predicted model, not a curated record. Bases 1 to 1722 code for a protein of 573 amino acids. The transcript has 23 exons.